AGCUCGCAGAUGGAGGUGAUGCGCCGGCAGCCCCCGGAGCAGAGGGCAGCGGGGCGGUGUGUGCCGCGGGAUGGGUGGCGACUGCCGGCCGUCCCUUCCCCGGGCGUGGGGCGAUCCCCGCGGGACCCACGCGCGACGGCGUGGGAGCUCCGCGGCCCGCCGGGUGCCCGAGAAGGGAGCGCCCCUUCCCCGCGGGCAACCCCGCACCCUUUCAUUGCCGGGAGACGUUCAAAUGAGGCUGAUUUCGCUCAGACACCCCCUGGUCACGCUGCAGGUGGGGAAGUGCCGCUGCCCGGCCGUGGCGGCCCCGCAGCGGGUCCCGGUCCGACCUCGCGCUGCUUCGGGACCCCGGAGAUCGGCCGGGCGGUGGGAGCAUGGCGAGGCUCGGGCUCGGAGCUGAACGCAAUAGCCAUCAUCGCCAUUAAUAAAAAAGAUUCCGUUCUCUGGUAGGUCCCCCUUGGAAUAAGGAGCAGGUGUAAGAGCUUGGAUGGGUAAACUAUAGCACCGAUAGUAAAUCAGUCGUGGCAAAAUAACGAUAAAAGGAAGCGAGGGGUUACCCCUAACAGAACCCCCCUGGGCAGAGCCCGUUCGAGCGGCGCUCCCGAAGCGGAGACGCCAUGCGGGAGUUCAGUGUUCAUGUGGGAGUUUGGG
Messenger RNA from Gallus gallus (chicken), 651 nucleotides. RefSeq names its product transcription initiation factor TFIID subunit 4-like. The transcript is spliced from 2 exons. Lineage: Eukaryota; Metazoa; Chordata; Aves; Galliformes; Phasianidae. The record is from RefSeq and is a predicted model, not a curated record. Bases 10 to 450 code for a protein of 146 amino acids.